CAUGUCUGCUGUACUUAGAAAUACGAGGUGACAUAAAUCUGGAUUUAUCAGCAGCACUGAAAGCAACACAGCCCAUCUCUUUGGGAAACUUUUUUUUUUUUGCAUAGAUCCAAAGAGGAGCUGAACUGUGGAAGAUGAUAAAGGAAGCCGUGAUUGGGACUCUGUGUGGGCUUGUCGUAUUAACGAUAGGUAUCCUAAUCGGUCACUUUGGCAUCGAAAAGAAAUCAGAAGCCGUACCAUCCUGGCUGAAUGAUGUGGCGAAGGAUGUGGACGAGAAAAUUAUCCAGCAGUUCUUGUCCGAGGUGGAUACGGUCCAAAUCCAGGAGAACCUUAGGGAGCUGACAAAAGUGCCUCAUUUGGCCACAUCGCCUGGGGAUGAGCAGACGGUGCAGUUUGUGCUAAAUAGAUGGCAGGAUGCCCAAACCGGUCUGGAUAAAGCCUGGAGGCAGGAAUAUAAGGUCUACCUUUCUUUCCCUGACCCUAACAACCCAAACAAAGUCACUGUCGUAAACCAGGAGGAUUCUGUGCUAUUCUCUGUGAGAGAAAAGGAGGAGACAUACUAUCCAGAACAAGACGAUCCUCAGGUGGUUCAGCCGUACGCUGCAUACUCCCCAGCAGGACAUGCAAGGGGAAAACUGGUUUACGCCAAUCAGGGGAAACCAAGUGACUACGAGCGUCUGAACCAGACGAUCGACCUAAGAGGAACCAUCGCGAUCACCAGAUAUGGUGGAGAGGGGAGAGGAGCUAAAGCCAUCAAUGCAGCGGCCUACGGUGUUGUUGGUGUGCUGGUGUACACGGACCCUCUGGACAUCAAUGAUGGUCUCAUGUCAGACACCAAUGAGACGUACCCCCACUCCUGGUACCUUCCACCCUCUGGUGUGGAAAGAGGUGCUUAUAGCAAAGACUUCGGGGAUUUGCUCACACCGUACUUGGCUGCCAAAGAGGAAACCUACAGAAUCCCACCUGAAGACAUAUCUGGGAUCCCGCCCAUUCCAACACAACCGAUUGGAUUUGAGGAUGCGAGGAGUCUAAUUUGUGAGUUGGCGGGAGACCCGGCUCCAAGUGAAUGGCAGGGAGGAUUCGAUUGUACCUACAACUAUGGCGGUCCAGGAUUUAAACCUACAUCUCCAUUCAACAGCAGCGAUGUAAAACUGGACAUCUUCAAUCAAGAAAAGAUAAUAAACUCCUCCAAUGUGAUGGGCGUCAUCACGGGAAGCGUUGAGCCAGACAGGUACGUGAUCUACGGGAACCACAGGGACAGCUGGGUGCACGGCGCCAUCGACCCAAGCAGCGGAACGUCGGUCAUGCUGGAAAUCACCAGAGUGCUGGGCGGAAUGGUCAAACAGGGAAAAUGGAGACCUCGUAGGUCCAUCAUCUUUGGAAGCUGGGGAGCAUAUAUUUACAAAGGGAUGAAAAGAAACCGACUGUAUUUGUUUUUCCUGCAGGAAUACUUCACCAAGCUCAGUGAGCGGACUGUUGGUUAUAUAAAUGUGGACAUAGCAGUUUUUGCGAAUGCCACGCUACGAGCUUCAGCAAUGCCAUCGAUGCAAAGUGUCAUCUUUCAAGCUUCACGGCAGGUCAAUGCUGCUGGAUUUGAUUCCACGUCUGUGUACGACAACUGGAUCCGUUACUCCAACAGAACAAGUCCAACCCAUGGAGUCAUUCCAAGGGUGGGAUAUUUGAAUGGAGCAGGGAGUGAUUACGCUGCCUUUGUCCAUUACCUGGGAAUUGCUUCCAUAGAUAUGUCGUACACAUAUGACCGGAGUAAAACAAACGCUCGGAUUUACCCUGCAUACCACACUGCAUACGACACUUUUCACUACGCUUCAAACUUCAUCGACCCCGGAUUCGUUGGUCACCAAGCUGUCGGCAGGACUGCGGGAAACAUCCUCAUCCGACUGGCCGACAGUCUGCUCCUGCCUUUUAACUGCAGCGACUACGCUGAGAGUCUGGAGGAUUACCUGAACACGGCUGUGACCUCUUACCAGACACAACUUCAAGCUGAAGGCAUCUCAAUGGAACCACUCAAACAUGCUGUGGCCAACUUUCGCAGAGCAGCAGAACAGCUGGACAAAGUGAUUCAGAGCUCAGACCUGGCAAAGGAAACGCCGCUAAAGGUCAGAAAGAUCAACGAUCAGCUCAUGCUGAUGGACCGAGCCUUCUUGAAUCCUCUGGCCUUCCCAGAUGAAUACGGAUUCAGACAUGUAAUCUGGGCUUCCAGCAGUUCCGGGAAGCCUACCUUCCCAGGGUUAGCGGAUGCCUUUGCCCGAGCGGAGUCAUCAGGUUCGUCCAGCGACUGGCAAAAAGUGCACUACCACCUGUCCGUAGUGAGCCAAGCCAUCGAAGGGGCUGCUGACAUGCUGAAUGAAGUUAUAUAGGCAGAUCUCCAUGCAGAACACUCCAUAACAGUCUUUAUUUAUUAUAGUGCUGAUAAAGAUUUGGAAAUCGGUGUAGAACACACUCAUUUGGGGAAAGUGUUUAAAGGAUUGCAAAUAAAUGUAGUUUUUCCCUUCUAAAUGCUGUUUUUAAUAGUGUGUUAUUUCUGCUAAAGCCAAACAGUCCUAAUACCAAAGAAGGCCUAAAUCAGUGAUGUUGUGUUUUAGACAAGGGAAGGUUGUCAGCGCGCUCUGAAAUUCAUCAAAUGAUUCAAUUUAGAGGAUGUGAAAUGAAAGAUUGUAUUCCAUGAUACAAAUUAAUGAAAAAAGUGCAGUUUUUGUAAUAAAGGUUCUAAUUAAACUUCUAUUUGUUGUCUUUGAUUAUUCAAGUUUUCUUUUUGUGUUGGACUAUUUUAAAUCGGAUUUUGUGUUGGAACUGAUGGUUCUGAAAGUUUUUUGGUUGGAAAACCACCGGUGUUUUGGCUAACAGCACAUAGACACAGCAUAGGAAAAAAAAAGUCGUAUAGUCCAAAGACACUUAAACGUAUGCAUGACUGAAAAAAAAUAAAAAAACGAAUGAAACAGUACACUAGCCACAGUCUAUUGCUUAAGAAAGGAAACAGUUUGCUAUAUGCCAGAACCAAGCUGUUUAAAGAAUACUGUCUGUGUCUGAAAUAAAUCCACACCCAGUAGAUCAUGAAGACACGACUGUUGCCUAAAUAGAUCUGUGUGCUGAAGUCAUAUGUCAAGCAUCGUUUAUAUUUGGACUGUAAAUCUUAUUUUUUUUUUCUCCAGUGUUGCUUUAUCCUCAAAAUACAUCGGAUCAAAGAAUCAUGAAUCCGAAAGUUACCAGGUCUCGAUCAUCUUUAAAGAGCAUCAGCUGAAGCCGAUAUGAGAUUGUCUAGUGGUUCUCAAACCUUUCACAACAUGCACUACCUCGGUAAACUCCGAGUUUUCCAAGUGCAGCCUCCCUUACAUGCAUGAUAAACAGCAGAAUAACAGAAUUCAGUCUCUCUCAAGUUAUCAUGCCAUGUAAUUGAAACAAACAAGAAGAAAGAAAGAAAAAAUGUCAUCCAGAAUUUCUGCACAAUAGGCUGAACGUUAGAGUUUCAUUUAGUGUUCAUUUUAGUCAGAAGGUAAAAAAAAUAUCAUGUUCCAAGUUGGAAAAGUUACAGGAAAGGUACAUAGGCUGAAGAAAGGGUCCUGGGGAUGAAAUGAAAAGUGGGAAAGUUUGUUUUCUCACUAACAAUUACCUGAAAAUCCAUUGUGAUGGCUUUGUAUAAGGAAAACCUAGUGACAGCUAUGGUAAAAAAAAAAAAAA
Molecule: messenger RNA, 3696 nt
Organism: Fundulus heteroclitus (mummichog)
Lineage: Eukaryota; Metazoa; Chordata; Actinopteri; Cyprinodontiformes; Fundulidae
Gene: naaladl1
Product: N-acetylated alpha-linked acidic dipeptidase like 1
Molecular function (GO): carboxypeptidase activity
Source: RefSeq, a predicted model, not a curated record